Molecule: messenger RNA, 1288 nt
Organism: Aspergillus uvarum CBS 121591
Lineage: Eukaryota; Fungi; Ascomycota; Eurotiomycetes; Eurotiales; Aspergillaceae
Exons: 2
Coding region: 13-975 (320 amino acids)
Source: RefSeq, a predicted model, not a curated record
AUCGACGGCAAGAUGAUGUCAGACAUACUAAGACAAGACGAUCUCUCUGACAAGCAUGAUGUUUUGGAUCCUGCCAUCGACCCUGAGACGCUUAAGACGCUGUAUGGAGAAAUGGCAGAAGUACUGCUGCAACUCUGGGGGCUCAAUCUCAGUAAGAUCGGCAGCAUCAAUGAAGACUGUUCGGGGAAGACAAUUGUUGAUGGGCGACCCUUAACUCGUGAACUGAACGAGUUGAUACGGACUAGUGGACUAAAGGACUGCACACCACCAAGGACUUAUGACACAUCCGUUGAUUACAUUACAUCUCUUCUGGCUUUGCAAUCAACUCACCUCGAGCAACAGCGUAACAAUGUGUACGACUCGCAAGACUGCAGGGAGAAAUACGCCUGUCGACAGUUGAUGAAGGCCAUCGCUCUGAACUUCAUCCCCCAGGACGACUGCGGCCCCUUCAAGCUGUUCUGCGACGAUCUCUGCCCUGGCAAUGUUCUUGUAGACGACUCACUGCGGAUUGUGGGUGUCUUGGACUGGGAGUUCACCUACGCGGCGCCUUGUCAAUUUGCGGCCAGCAUUCCGUGGUGGUUACUCCUACGCCGGCCUCAUUCAUUAGUCGACCAAGACGGACCUGAUGCCUUCUUCGAAUCCUUUCUCCCGAAGGCGAACAUAUUUUUGGAAGCACUGGCGGAGCGAGAGCGGACUCAGGGAUUCACCGAAUCCGACAAUAGUCUGUCCGUUCGGAUGCGCCGGUCCCUCGAAGACAGAUCUGCGUGGUUCACAUUAGCCUCGCAUAUGGGAGCCUCUGUGGAUCUUCUAUAUUGGGAUUUACUCGAUGAAUAUUGCUGGGGUCCGAGGUCAAGCAUAGCACACAGGGUUCAUGACGUAACCACAUCGCCGGAGAUGCACAAGCGACGGGAAGAGUUCGUGCGCGAGAAGAUCCGGCAGCUUCAGGAAAUACCACAAGGAGCUUGGGAGGGAUGAUGAGGUGGAAUAUGAGCCUGAGCCACCUUUCGAGCCAGUCGGUGAGGGUGAUCCAGCGCCACAGGCUCGGCAAACACAUUCUAAUGCAAACAGAGGGUUCCUGGAAGGGGUUCUUGCCGGAUUGGCUGUUGGAUUGGGCUUCACGAUCUUUGUAAAGUGGUGUACAGUUUCGUGGAACACUACCAUUCCCCGUUAGCUGCAAGGUGGACCAAUGUCACCUUUACAGAGGCUCUUGAUGGCUAGAGCGUGUGCUUGAUGGAAAAGCCUUCGAGCUGGGACUGGACCAUGCUAACCAGCCUCCAUAUCUUGGGAG